Molecule: messenger RNA, 1715 nt
Organism: Halichondria panicea
Lineage: Eukaryota; Metazoa; Porifera; Demospongiae; Suberitida; Halichondriidae
Exons: 10
Coding region: 618-1586 (322 amino acids)
Biological process (GO): immune response
Cellular component (GO): membrane
Molecular function (GO): tumor necrosis factor receptor binding
Source: RefSeq, a predicted model, not a curated record
AAGGGGGAGAUAACCCAAGACAUUUUAGGCCUAAAACGUGCACACAGACUGACUAAAUUGCAUGAACAGCACAAUGACAUUGCAGUGACAUCUCUGUGCCAGACCAGUUUCUUUCCAGACAGUAAAACUUACUGAAGCCUAGAUUUGGAUAUUGAAAAGACUAGGUUCAGAGAGCUAUUGUGCACAAACACUGUGGGAUGGAUCCAAUGGAUGUAUACAAUUAUACAGCUGGCAAUUCACCGUGGGAACUGUGGGAGUCAAGGCAGCAGAAUGUCAACAGUUUGGGUACACUUUAACCUCGUCAUGUUGAGCUUGUAAACACCAAGACUGUUGCAGCCAUUACAGCUGAACUUGUAGCUUGCAAGAAAUCUUGCAAGAUUUCAGGUUUCAGAACUUGCUCUCUUGCUCGCAAAAACUGCUGUCUGUUCCUGAACUGAGCAUAGGAGCUAGUGUGCUGGUCUGCAACUGCUUAUUGAAAGCACCUAAAAACCACAGGGAAACUUUGCUUGAGGGCUAUUUGAAUCUCAUUAACCGUUUCACAUCAGAUUCUAUCAGAGGAAGUCAGAAGAAGUCAGUUUUUCAUCCCCCCACACAACCAAAUUCCAUGAUACUAGAGAAUGGACAAAGAACGACAGUUGCCUACUAACAGGACCACCUGCAGCAAGAUGGGUCUCCUCAUUGCCGCUAUCCUUGUUCUCUGCAUGCUCUUCUCCGCUGUCGCCAUGGUGAUGUCAAUACUGACAUUCAACAACCAAAGCUGGACAACAACAGAAGAUGUUAUCGUUGUUGAAGAUGACCCAAUUUGGGAGAGAGAAACACUAUCUGAGCUGGAGAAUAUGCUGGAGAAAGAUGGUCUCAUGAGCUUUUCCAAGUAUCGUCCUAACAAGACACACCCUGCUGUUGUUGGCAUAGAAACUGUACGUGUGCAGAGAGAAGAUCGUGAAGCUUUGUUUGAUGAUAUGUGCAAUUCCACCAAAUCCAAUUAUUCGGGUUCCUUACCGUUUGCUCACAUUGUGCCUAAUGAGGAAAUACAUGAAGGAUUACUAGCUAGUACUAUUGGGGAAAAGGGCCACCGAGAUCCCUAUGUUGUGAUAACUCGAUCCUGGAAAUGUGGAGCCCACCGAAAGAACAAUCCGUUUGGGAUAAUAUCUGGAGGAAUGGUCUUCAAUCGAUCGUCUGGCUACCUCAUUCUACCCAAAGAUGGUGUGUACUAUAUCUACUCACAUGUGCAGUUCAAGCUACAAGAUUCAGACAAGACGUAUGAGACAGCUGCUCGAAUGGCCGCUUGUAUUCCCGGGGAGGAGUGCACAAUGGAUGAGUUUUUCUACACCAAACUAACGGAAUCUGGAGGAACAGUGACACAACACAAUUACAAGCGAACGCCCGGUGAAGGGGAGCAUGGUUUAUACCAAGGUGGUCUCUUCCAUUUUCCAGCGGGAACUCGAAUCAUGAUUCUGGCAAAGGACCCAAAGUUUAGGCUUCCCAGACGAGAGCAAAACUUGCCUGAUAAACUGUUAACCAGUGUGCUGAAGGAGAAGUCCUACAUGGGCGCCUAUCUUGUUCAAGAAAUAGACUAUGUUUUCUGAUCACGAUCAUUGUAAGAACACUUUUGUUUUUAUGUGCACAUUGUAUCACAUUGUAUCUAUGUAUGUAUUGUUUAUGUGCACAUUGUAUCUAUAUGUAUGUAUGUACACAACAAAACUUUUGUAAAAUAA